UCCCGCUAUUAAAUUGUUGCCAAGAAGUGUUUCAAUUUAGCCGUGAACUCCAACUUGUGCCGGACCACCAUUACGCUCCACGUUCAAACAUAAAUUCUUCAGCUGAAAAAAAAAAAAACGUGUCCAAUCAAGUCGCUCAAACCGAAUAUAUAAAUUCAUUUUUUUGCAUCUUUGCCGGUCACAUCUGUAGAUCGGAGAUUGGGGGUACGGAGAAAGCUAUUUGGCCAAAAGUCUACAACCCCAUUGUUUAUUAACAAGUCCAGGUUAUUGAAAAUUUAAAGCAAGUAGGAAUAAAAGACAGGGCCCAUUUCUUAUUUAUUAUAGCCGGAGGUUUACAGUAGCUGUUUUACAUACGUCGGGUCUGACUGUUUGAAGUGAUUCGUGUCUGACUUUGAGUGAUAUAAAUAUUAAAUGUGGGCUUUAUUAAAAGUGUGCGAAACAUAAACUAUUUUGCUGUUUUCGUUUUCAUACAAUUUCGAAAAAUGAUAUUAAAUCACCAACAUUUUUGGAUUCCUAUAUUAAAAAUUUGUUGGGUCGUAUGUUAACAGAAAUGAGGGAUUAUUGGAUAUAAAUCAAAACAAUUGGAUUUAAUACGGAAUAAUAAUUUUUUUGAUAAUUUAUCGUAAGGCAAUAAAGAACAAACAUUGACAGGAAAUGUAAAUAAUGUUAUUAAAUUGUUCUAUGCAUAGGGGCAGUUCGAAGGUAAUUUAUAUUUCAAUUUGCACAAUCGACGUUUUAUGUUUUUCAUGCAUAAGUAUUUAUUUUUUGUCACAACUCAUCCAGAUACAAAAAUGCUGUGUUAAUUUUCCGAAUUAACAACAAAUUUAUCUGUUUAUUAGGUGAUCAAAUCAUGAUUAUUUAAAUAGGGUUGAGUGCUCUUCUAUAUGCUAAUGUUCGAAAAUAUAUUGCACAUUGAAUUAUUUGAUCAAACUUUUUAAAUUAUAAUGCAAGUUUACAUUGUCACGGCACUUUGUAUUUUAUAAACACUAAAUUAAAACGUUUAGUAAACUUUUCCACAGGAGAAAGUUUUAUGAGGAAAGUUUUUAUUGUUCUAGAAUAGGGGACACAAAAUACCGCAUCGAGAAGUUACAGUUUUAAAUAUAUGCCCAAAAUUACGUGUAUACACUUUAAAUGAUGGAAUAUUCAUGAACGUACAAGAGAAGCAUGAAAAUGCGUAAUGUUUUUCAAAUUUUUCGUCUGCAAGUGGGGAUGUAUCAACUAAUAUUGCUACAUCAACUUGUUAUGGCAUGAAAACACUGAAAGCAGUGACAAUGUGACUAACAAGACAUACAUCUAAGAGUAUGACAUUUUUUUAAUUAAAAUUUUUCUAUUCAUCUAGUGGUAAAAAAUAGUUGGCCUUAUUGUUUCCUCACAGUGGUGGAAAAGACGAAACCAAGUCUGCCAAUCCCUAAAAAGGCGGCAAGUUUAAAUUUCUUCAUUAUUUUCUAAUUGCAAACUCAUUUCAUUGAUAUUUAAUAGAUAUUUCAGUUUAUAUAUCAGUUAAAAAAUAAAAAAAAAAAACAUGGAUUUUAUUAAUUUAUUAAAAAAUCACCACUUUUCAAACACCUGGACCAUUAGUUGGUCCAAAAUCUAGAGUGUGUUUACUGUCAAAUUUCAAAAUCAAGCAUACCGUCUCCAGUACUACAAGGAAACCUGGGCGACGAACAAACAAACUUAUUUACUGCAGGUUUAGACCAUCGACAAUCACCAUGAGUAACUCGAAACCCACCAAGGGCAGCUGGGCCGACGAGGUGGAGGCGGAGGAAAAGCUGACGCUGCCGUCGGUGGUUUACGGGCCCGGAGUGAAAACGGUGACCGAAUUCAAGGUCAACGAUAAAAACCAAAUGGUGAAGAUCAUCCGCACCUUCAAGUUGGAAAGGACGGUGAUGUCGAAGAGCGUGGCGCAAAGAAGGGCGUGGAAGAAGUUCGGCGAUUCGGCCGAAGAUCCGGCCGGACCGAAUCCCGCAACCACCACCGUCGGCGAGACGGUUCUGAUGAAGCUGUUCAACAACAACGAGAGCGAUUUCCAGUUGGAGGACGAUGCAAUGAACAAGCUAAAGGAGCUUAAGGACAGGAAGGUAAGGUGCCGCACGUGUAACGGGGAGCACUGGACCGCCAGAUGUCCCAACAAGUAUAUGCUGAAUGCCGACAAGAGCGGCCAGGAGCCGGCACCGCCGCCGGCGAAGGAACCUGCUGCUGGCAGGUACGUACCACCGAAGCGCAAGGGCGGAUCUACGAAAAGGGAAGAGUUCAAGGCGAACAUUAAGAUCGACAAUCUCAGCGUGGACGCGACGCAAGAUGAUUUGAAGGAUUUGGUGGCUUCGUUUGGGCAGAUACUGAAGGUUCAUAUCCCCAAACACAGGAGGACCAAUGAACCUAUGGGUUUUGGGUUCGUUAAUUUCAAAUACAGAAAGGAUGCUGCUAGAGCCAUCAAGGGACUUAACGGACACGGCUACGAUCAUUUGAUUCUGUCUGUCGCUUGGGCCAAGUAGAACAUUUCGUGGCAGGAGUUUUCAUUUAUUAAUUUAACAUUUAAGUUGUUUAUCUCUAAUAUCCUUAGUAUUUAGUUGUAUUAGUUUUAA
Aethina tumida (small hive beetle) is the source of this 2582-nucleotide messenger RNA. Its product is annotated as eukaryotic translation initiation factor 3 subunit G-B-like. Gene Ontology annotation, molecular function: translation initiation factor activity; RNA binding. Bases 1710 to 2492 code for a protein of 260 amino acids. The record is from RefSeq and is a predicted model, not a curated record. Gene Ontology annotation, cellular component: cytoplasm; eukaryotic translation initiation factor 3 complex. NCBI's taxonomy places the organism in Eukaryota, Metazoa, Arthropoda, Insecta, Coleoptera, Nitidulidae. The transcript has a single exon.